This is a messenger RNA of Olea europaea var. sylvestris, 1079 nucleotides long. RefSeq names its product bidirectional sugar transporter NEC1-like. Lineage: Eukaryota; Viridiplantae; Streptophyta; Magnoliopsida; Lamiales; Oleaceae. The record is from RefSeq and is a predicted model, not a curated record. Bases 1 to 672 code for a protein of 223 amino acids. Gene Ontology annotation, biological process: carbohydrate transport. The transcript is spliced from 6 exons. Gene Ontology annotation, cellular component: membrane. Gene Ontology annotation, molecular function: sugar transmembrane transporter activity.
AUGGCACUUAUAACAGCUGCUCACCUGGCUUUCACUUUCGGCAUUCUUGGAAACGUCGUGUCGUUCAUGGUGUACAUGGCACCAGUGCCUACAUUUUACAAGAUUUAUAAGAGAAAAUCGUCUGAAGGAUUUCACUCAAUUCCUUAUUCAGUUGCUUUAUUUAGUGCAAUGUUGUAUUUGUAUUAUGCUUAUCUGAAGAAGAAUGUGAUCUUGCUUAUAACCAUAAACAGCUUUGGAUGUGUCAUGGAAGUAGGUUUUCUGAUCAUCUUCCUGGUAUAUGCAACCUAUGAAUCAAAGAUUUAUACCGCAAAGAUUCUCUUCCUAUUCAACAUAGUAGCAAUGGGAUUGGUCGUUGGAUGCACAUAUUCUCUAUCAAAAGGGCAGAAGAGAGUUACAAUCGUUGGAUGGAUAUGUUCGGUUUUUUCUCUCUGUGUUUUUGUUGCUCCUCUUAGUAUUAUGAGGCGAGUGAUAAAGACAAAGAGUGUUGAAUACAUGCCACUUACUCUCUCAUUAUUUCUCACACUAUCUGCUGCCAUAUGGUUCUUCUAUGGUCUUUUCAUCAAGGAUUUCUACAUAGCUGCUCCAAAUGUUGUUGGAUUUUUAUUUGGAAUGGUGCAGAUUAUUUUAUAUUUAAUCUACAAGGACAAAAAACAGCAAAAUAUUCUACCAUAAAAUAAGCUGCGUGAUAUAUCAACUGACGGAGACCGGAAUUCACGAGAUCACAUGCAGAACACGUCAACGGUGGAGAUUGCAGAUGUAAUUGACCACAAUCAUGGACAAGCCCACAGAGGAACAAACUAGGAGCCAAAUGAACCUAGCAUCACAGAAUUUUCUGCAGCAAGUGACACCAUUUUGUGAUACUCAUGAUAUCAUUUUACAUAUACUUAUAUAUAGUCGUAUAGUCACAACUUAUUCUAUAAAAAAUAAGUAUGCAAAAAUAAGAUGCUGACUCUGGUCGACUAUAAUUAUGGGUUGACAUGUUGAGGAGAAAGUGAUAGCAUAAUAUUUGACUUAUAAUGAUAGGUUGACAUUAAGAAGUUCUCUGUCGAAAUGUGACAGAAAACUUAAUUUUAUUUUAA